AUGACUGUUGCGCCCAACAAGGCUAUGGCAGUUGCCGAAAAGCCCUUGGAGAAAUCAGGAGUGACAGCCCUUUCAACCGGCGGCUAUGAGUUCCCGGGGAUCCCAAAGAUCACAGACCCAUACAAGAAACGACAGUGGCAGCUUGAGCAUAUGGCUGGCGCAUUUAGAGUAUUUGCGCAUAAAGGAUUCACAGAGGGAACCAGUGGACAUAUCAGCGUUCGAGACCCGGUAGACCCCAACACUUUCUGGAUCAACCCGCUUGGCAAGCAUUUCGGAAUGCUCAAAGCCAGCGACAUGGUUCAGAUUGACGAAAACGGUCAAGUCAUUGGCGGCAACAGGGCGGCUGUAAACGCAGCAGGCUUCAUGAUUCACAGCGCCAUUCACAAAGCUCGUCCCGACAUCCAUGCGGCUUGUCACACACACUCGCCAGCCGGGAAAGCCUGGUCGACGUUCGGCAGGCCACUUGAAAUUAUUAGCCAAGACACUUGCAACUUUUGGGGAAUCCAGGCUGUGUACAAGUCCUUCGGGGGCGUCGUCUUGGAAGCGGACGAGAGCGAAAAGAUUGCAGAGUCUCUGGGCGAAACGGGUCGUGUCAUCAUCCUCCAGAACCAUGGUCUGUUAACAACUGGAGGUACGGUCGACGAGGCAGCAUAUCUAUUCACGCUGAUGGAAAAGUCAUGUGAGGUCCAGAUCUUGGUGGAAGGCACAGGGCUACCGAAGAAUAUCAUCGGGGAAAAGGAGGCCGAGUUCACAGCCAAGGUCAAUGCUGAUCCGGAGACCUUGUACACAGAGUUCCAACCAGACUUCGAGUAUGAAAUUUGGAAGUCGCGCGGAGAGCUUUGCAAGGGAGAAUGA
This is a messenger RNA of Colletotrichum orchidophilum, 855 nucleotides long. Its product is annotated as class II Aldolase and Adducin domain-containing protein. The record is from RefSeq and is a predicted model, not a curated record. Gene Ontology annotation, molecular function: actin filament binding. NCBI's taxonomy places the organism in Eukaryota, Fungi, Ascomycota, Sordariomycetes, Glomerellales, Glomerellaceae. Gene Ontology annotation, cellular component: cytoskeleton. Bases 1 to 855 code for a protein of 284 amino acids. The transcript is spliced from 3 exons.